Molecule: messenger RNA, 2144 nt
Organism: Neltuma alba
Lineage: Eukaryota; Viridiplantae; Streptophyta; Magnoliopsida; Fabales; Fabaceae
Product: anaphase-promoting complex subunit 8
Exons: 4
Coding region: 119-1858 (579 amino acids)
Biological process (GO): protein ubiquitination; positive regulation of mitotic metaphase/anaphase transition; anaphase-promoting complex-dependent catabolic process
Cellular component (GO): anaphase-promoting complex
Molecular function (GO): protein binding
Source: RefSeq, a predicted model, not a curated record
GCACCACUUACUCUCGCGGCGCACGUUAGAAGUUGCCGCGCGGAGUUUGCUGAGUCUUGGGUUUCAUGACGAACUAUCAUUGAUUCGUUCCCUCAGCAGUCAUCGAGUAAUCGAAUCGAUGAGUUCCAAAGAGAGUUGCCGAAGUGAGCUUCGCAUUGCGAUUCGUCAACUUAAUGAUCGUUGUCUCUACUCUGCUUCCAAAUGGGCAGCUGAACAAUUGACUGGCAUUGAACAAGACCCAGCAAAAUUCACCCCUUCAAACACCAGAUUUCAGCGUGGGAGCUCAAGCAUUCAGAGGAGGUAUCGGACUAAUGAGAUCACUGCAACUCCGGUUGCUGGUGUUUCAUAUGUCACCACUCCUGUGAUGGUGGAAGAUGACUUGGUUGAUGGUGACUUUUAUCUUUUGGCCAAGUCUUAUUUUGACUGCCGAGAGUAUAAAAGAGCUGCACAUGUUCUUCGUGAUCAAACUGGAAGGAAAUCUCUUUUCUUGCGCUGUUAUGCUCUAUAUCUGGCUGGAGAAAAACGAAAAGAGGAAGAGAUGAUAGAACUUGAAGGACCUUUAGGUAAGAGUGAUGCCAUAAAUCGAGAAUUGGUUUCUCUGGAGAGGGAGUUGUCAGCACUUCGCAAGAAUGGUACAACUGACCCAUUUGGAUUGUACUUGUAUGGUCUGGUGCUCAAACAGAAGGGCAGUGAGAGUCUUGCUCGUACAGUUCUUGAGGAAUCUGUGAAUAACUACCCUUGGAACUGGAGUGCCUGGUCUGAGCUGCAAUCUUUAUGCACUACAAUUGAUAUCCUAAAUAGUCUUAAUCUCAAUAAUCAUUGGAUGAAGGACUUUUUUCUUGCUAGUGCUUACCAAGAAUUAAGGAUGCACAAUGAAUCUUUGGCAAAAUAUCAAUAUUUACAAGGAACCUUUGGUUAUAGUAAUUAUAUACAGGCUCAAAUUGCAAAAGCCCAGUACAGUUUGAGGGAAUUCGAUCAAGUUGAAGCGAUAUUUGAAGAGCUUCUACGAAAUGAUCCUUACAGAGUGGACGACAUGGAUAUGUAUUCCAAUGUGCUCUAUGCUAAGGAAUCCGCUUCUGCUCUGAGUCACCUUGCCCAUAGAGUAUUUAUGACUGAUAAAUAUAGACCUGAAUCUUGCUGUAUCAUCGGGAACUAUUACAGUUUAAAAGGGAUGCAUGAAAAGUCAGUUAUGUAUUUUAGGAGGGCCCUCAAACUAAACAAAAAUUAUUUAUCUGCCUGGACUCUAAUGGGUCAUGAGUUUGUCGAGAUGAAGAACACUCCAGCAGCUGUGGAUGCAUAUCGUCGUGCUGUAGAUAUAGAUCCAUGUGAUUAUCGUGCUUGGUAUGGACUGGGUCAAGCUUACGAGAUGAUGGGUAUGCCUUUCUAUGCUCUUCACUACUUCCGUAAGUCUGUGUUCUUGCAGCCAAAUGAUUCUCGAUUGUGGAUUGCAAUGGGACAAUGCUAUGAAACUGAACAGCUUCGAAUGCUUGAUGAGGCCGUAAAGUGUUACAGAAGGGCUGCAGAUUGUAAUGACGGGGAAGCAAUUGCUCUGCACCAACUAGCAAAGCUGCACUCUGAGCUAGGGCGUCCUGAUGAGGCAGCUUUUUACUACAAGAAGGAUUUGGAAAGGAUGGAAGAUGAGGAGAGGGAAGGACCUAACAUGGUUGAGGCUUUAAUUUAUCUUGCAACAUACUGCAGAGGCCAAAAAAGAUAUGAAGAAGCAGAGAUUUAUUGUACGCGUCUUCUGGAUUAUACCGGACCGGAGAGAGAAACGGCAAAAAGUUUGCUUAGAGGGAUGGGAAUGGGCUCGACACAAUCCGGUCACCCUGCAAUGGAUAUUGAGCACUUUCCUCCCUAAUUUUCGUAUGUUAAGCAGGAAGGCUAUUCCUGUUUUCGUCUUUGCCGGAAUUGAUCAAACAAGCAUCUUCUCUGAAUGAAUCAUUGAUGAGGUGUGUAUCAAAAAAUCAUUGAUGAGGUUUUUCACCAAGGGAAUCAAUUGAUAGGGUCAUGCGUCUUAUUGCAUAGUGACGCCGAUGAUCAAAGAGGCUCGAUUGCAUCAAUGGCUUCUAAACUACAUUACUUUGGAAGUUUGUUUGACUGGUUAAAAAAAAAAAAAAAGCGAAUUCAUAGUCAUAUUUGCGUGA